AUGAGCAGGUUCGUGUACGGCAGUCUGCUCGCGCCGGAGGUACUCAACGCGCUCCUCGGGCGCGUCCCCGACCGGACGCCGGCCACCCUUCCCGGGUUCGUCAGGAGGCGAAUCAAGGACGCGGUGUAUCCCGCAAUCUACCCCGCCGAAGAUCCAUCCAACGCGUCGGUCGACGGAGAGGUGCUCACGGGGAUGUCCAGGCGCGAGCUCGCGGUGCUCGACUGGUUCGAGGACGAGGCCUACGUCCUCACCCGCGUGGACGUCACCUUCGACGAGACGCGCGUGUGGUCGCCGCCCGAGACGGUGGAAGGGGUGGAGCCGUACCUGGACCCGAGCAUCGUGAUGGCCUACGUCUUCACUUCGCCGAGAGACCUGUACGGAGUCUGGGACUACGAGGAGUUUCGAAGGGAGCACCUGGGUUCGUACGUGGCGAUGUGCGAGGCUUUCGCGGAGGACGUCAAGCACAACGACCUUCCGGGAGACGACGACGAGCUGGAGGACGGGAUCGGUGACGAGGUGAAGUAG
Micromonas commoda is the source of this 525-nucleotide messenger RNA. RefSeq lists its product with no specific name. Lineage: Eukaryota; Viridiplantae; Chlorophyta; Mamiellophyceae; Mamiellales; Mamiellaceae. Bases 1 to 525 code for a protein of 174 amino acids. The transcript has a single exon. The record is from RefSeq and is a predicted model, not a curated record.